This is a messenger RNA of Funneliformis caledonium, 2607 nucleotides long. NCBI's taxonomy places the organism in Eukaryota, Fungi, Glomeromycota, Glomeromycetes, Glomerales, Glomeraceae. The record is from the annotation of a GenBank genome assembly.
AUGACAAUUCGUCGUUUAAAUGACUCGGCUAUUCGCAAACUUCGAGCUUCUUUUAUUUCAACUAUUGCUCAGUGCGUCGUCGAACUCGUUCAGAAUAGCCUUGACGCGUUAGCCACGUCCAUAGAAAUUCAUGUAGAUUUGAUGAAAUUUUUUAUUCAAAUUACUGAUAAUGGAUCAGGAAUUACACCAGAUGAUAUGAAAAAAAUUGCUACCUCAAAAUGUCAUACCUUAGAAGAUUUGGCACGUGUAAUCACUUAUGGUUUCCGCGGAGAAGCCUUAUCUUCUUUGGCUGAAGUCUCAAUCUUGGAAAUAAUAAGUAAACAUCCUGAUUGCUACGACACAUAUUGCACUAUUCUGAAGGGUGGUCAGCGUCUUCAAUAUGGACCGACACGAUGCAGACGUAGAAAGUCCGGGACUAUAAUUAUUAUUCGUGAUUUAUUUUACACUUAUCCUGUCCGUCGUAAGCAUUUAUCAGAGAAUAAAUUCAUCAAUGAACUCGAAAAUGUUAAAAAAUCAAUAGAAUCUUUAGCAUUAAUUAAUCCUCAAGUGACUUUCACUUUAAUUGACGCAUUAAGAGAUAGAAAAAUUGUUACUACAAGAAAGGUUGCAAAUAGUAUUUAUACUUUUCAUCAGCUUUUUGGAUCAUCUUUGUCGCAGAAUCUUGAAUCAGUAUACGCAGAAGAAGACGACAUCAAAAUCGAUGGAUUCCUUUCCCUUAGAGGGUUUCAUACGAAACAUCAUCAAUAUUUUUACGUUAAUAAACGGUAUAUAGAUUAUAAUGAAGUACACAAAUUGAUUGAUGACAUGUUCAAUCAAAGUAGUUUUGGGAAAAAGAACUAUGAUGAACCUUUGGAAUACGGAUCGGAUUCUCCAUCAAAAUUUAAAAAAAGCUCUAUGACAAAGUCUCUAGAAAAGUAUCCGAUAUUCUUCAUUCAUCUCACUUGUCCAACAAUUAAUUAUGAUAUAUGUUUGGAUCCAGCAAAAAAUAUAAUAGAAUUUAAGAAUUGGUCCAAAAUUUUAGGCCUUUUAUCUGCACUAGUAUCUCAAUUUCUGGUGCAACAUGGUUUUUCAUUACGUGAGAUUGAGCCAAUACCAAGUUUAGAUGAUAAUUCUACCAUUUCAAUAAUUAAUCAGGGACCAAUCAAUCAUAAACGCGAUUUACCACUUUCUCUUGAAGAUAUAUUUCAUAUUAAAAGUGGAGGUCAGAGUCGGUACACAUUUCAAGAUAAAGAAUUUAAGAGAGGUUUAUACGACGUUAGCCACUGUGAUGAUCUUACCGAAGAUAACAAAGAUUCAGAGAAUAACUUCAGAGCGAAUCGACCAAGUUCUCAAGAUUUAAUUACCAGGAAAUCAAAAUCACACUCUUCUAAUGCAAACGUCAAAUUAAAAGCUAAAAUAGAUCGAAGUAGACUUAGAACAUCAAGCUUUCAUAAAGAUGAUGACAAAAUUAAUAAUUCGGGAGCGAUGUCUUGGGCAAAAGAGGCUUUUGAGAAAUGGAAUAAUCCCGUUUUCAAAAGCACGGAAGUUCCAAUUCCUAUGCUUAAAGUAAUGACUGCAAACAACAAAUUUUCCAUCACUAGCAAUUUUUUCUCAACUCGUACAAAUGUUUCGGAGCAUCGUUUUUGUAAAAAAGAUAUUGAGCAGGCUAAAGUUAUAGGACAACUUGAUGAUAAAUUCAUUGCUUGCAAGUUACCUUGUACGCAAAAUAUUGAUCAAAGUAUAGAUGAGAAUGGAGUUGUUGAACAAAGAACACGUAAUAUUUUGGUCCUUGUUGACCAACACGCAGCUGAUGAACGCGUGCGUGUUGAGAUGUUAAUGAAAGAAUUUUGUGAAUUUAAGCAACCGGAUCGAAUGGAUAUUGAUGGUGAAAUGCAGCAAGCUACUUCAUUUGUUGAAACAAUUCAACUUAAACCAUCAAAUAAGAUAAUUUUAACAUUUAGGGAGGCACAAGCUAUCAGGAGAUUUGAAGGCAACUUUAAUAAAUGGGGAAUAUUUUUUAGUGAUAAAUGUGAAGCCAAGUCCGAUAACAUGCCUAAUACGUCAACCACUUCUUUUGUUUCGCCGCAUUUCAUUUCUUCAAAAGAGGGAGACAUUAUUCCGAUCUAUGUGACUCAUCUUCCGAAAAUGAUUGCUGAUCGUUGUGUAUUAGAUACAAGAAUGACACAAGAACUUAUUCGUCAGCAUCUUUAUUGGUUAGAAGAUACAGGCGGGAUUGGCAUCGAUUUUAGCACAAAUGAUAAUACUGAUUUAUCUAGAGAAUGGCGGACAAUGAUAAGAAAAUGUCCAAGAGGCAUCGUUGAUAUAUUAAAUUCCAAAGCCUGUAGAGGUGCUAUCAUGUUUAAUGACAAUCUUUCAUUACAAAAAUGUGAAGAGUUGAUAAAAAAACUUGCAGAGUGUGAUUUUCCAUUUCAAUGUGCACAUGGGAGACCAUCAAUGGUUCCGGUACUGUACAUAAAUGGAUCUCAAAAUCCUAUUUCGGUAUAUGGUCAAUCAAAUAAUUGUGAUUGGAAAAAGAUCGGAAUAAAAUCUCUCGAGCAGACUGAUAGUCAAGAAACAGAAAGUAGUUGGAAACGACGAAAAAUAAAUUUGGAACGAUAUCGGAUGUAA